Clupea harengus (Atlantic herring) is the source of this 3438-nucleotide messenger RNA. It is a transcript of the gene bag4, whose product is annotated as BAG cochaperone 4. Gene Ontology annotation, biological process: protein stabilization. NCBI's taxonomy places the organism in Eukaryota, Metazoa, Chordata, Actinopteri, Clupeiformes, Clupeidae. The record is from RefSeq and is a predicted model, not a curated record. Gene Ontology annotation, molecular function: protein-folding chaperone binding; adenyl-nucleotide exchange factor activity. Gene Ontology annotation, cellular component: nucleus; cytoplasm; cytosol.
GUAUCUGAGGUCUUAUUUGAUGAAACGUAUUCUGACGCGCAUAGGGAUAGCGUUAUGUAAAACAGUUUAUAUGAAUAAGGAAGUGACUCAAGUGGAAACUUAAAGGAACAGUGUAAAAUAGACUUUUCUGAAACGUCGAGUUUGGCUGGAGCUGCGGUGGAAAGAGGUUGGAGAGAGUGCAGGGUAGCAAACUCCUGUAAAGCUUUCUGAUUGUGCCGAGAGUUGCGCCAAUGGCGUACGACACAGCUUGCAACGACAGGAGUGGAGAUCCUGCUUGGGUCAUGCAUCAAAUGCAAGCGGGCUCUAAAUCGCAGUGGCCAUCACAUUUGAACUCCGAGAACAAUAACUGGAACGGCACCAUGGAUUCGACGCCAUACUCUGGAUAUCCCGCAAACUAUUGGUAUCCCCAGUCGACAGGGCCUUAUGGAAAUGCGUGUCCUCCAGGCACGGAGCCCAGUGGGCAACCCCCCUACCAGCCGAUGACAGCUUACCCCAAUGGCGUCUACAAUCCUGGACAAUACUCUGCAAACAUGCUCCAUCCUUCCAAUCCGUUCUACUGUGCUGAUCAAAUGCCACCCAGACAACCUCAUUACCACAAUCAAGGCUGCCCUGAACGAAGCGCAGGACAGCCAGCCCCACCACCCUAUCCUGUUCAACAUUGUCAAGGGGGCCCUGGUUACCAUCCAGGCUCUUACCAGCACUAUGGGGAGGGGGGUCCCACAAUGCCCCCCAAUCCUCCUUACCCGGGGCAGCAGGCCAUGCUCUCCAGACCGCAGCAACCAGAAGCCUGGCCUCAUUCUGGGGGCUAUAGCCCUUCCCCAGCCCCACAACAGCAAUGGCAGCCUGGAAACCAGACGCAGCACGGUCCCUAUGGCAACCAUGUCAGGCCUCCCCAUCCCCCACCGUGGCAAGGACCUGCCCCCCCUCCAUAUGAGCACAAGGACCAUCAGUUCUCUGGACAGCACCCACAGGCUCGGCCACAACCAAUGGGGCCCAAACCUCGACCCAACACGCCAAACCAAGCCCAGGGCAAGCCCACAGAGUUCAGUGCGCCCCCUCAACUUUACAAGUCGGGAGGUGGCAAGGUGCAGGAACCUAAACCAGCUCAAGCGGAGCCUCCUCCAGCGUCCAACCAAACCAGAGCUCCGAUUGGCCCCCAGCUGAGUGACAACCCCGGUCUGGCCCGCGUUCACCAGGUCCUGUUCAGGGCACAGCUGCUGCAGGAGGACGUGGAUGAGUUUGUGGGCAAAAAGACGGACAAAGGCUACCGGUACCUGGAGGAGCUGCUUACCAAAGAGCUUCUGGAGCUGGACUCAAUAGAGACCAAUGGCCAGGAAAUGAUCCGACAGAUGCGCAAAGAGGCUGUGAUGAGGAUCCAGGGUAUACUGGACCAGCUGGAGAAGAAGGCCUUCUGAUGCGAAAGAAAGAAAGAGAGGAAAAUGUGGAGCCCUGGAUUUUGAGGUCCUCUAUUUUUUCCAUUUCCCUUUUCUGUUGUCUGCAGGCAUUCUGCUCACUGUACUCCCUUUCCCCUUGCGCUUACUGUUUCAGUUGACGGCAUGAAAUAGAGAUGUGCAACUUGGGCCUUUUGUCAUCUCUUAGAAGCUUUCUUUCUUGAAGCUUACUUUCUGCAAAUCUAACACGGAUGAAAAUGUGGUACUUUGCAGUUGAUAAGGCUGGCUUAAUGCGCCAAAUGCGUAAUGAUUUCAAUAUCUUGAUGCUUAAGUCUUGAUGGAAUUAGAUCUUACUGCCUUUGCCCAUAAAUUUAGCAGGUCAUCGCAGACACCAACAUUUAUUUUCUAAUGAUGUGUUUUUUUUUUUUUUUUUCUGGCCAGAUUGAUCCCUGUUACAGUGAAAAUCUUGUUUGUUUUUACUGGACCAGCAUGUGUAACAUGCAGACAUUGCUGUGUCCGUCCUCUCCAAACAUUGGAGGUAGUGUUCACCUCCUGAUAUUUUUCCCAGCAUCCUUGGUUCUCUAUCUCUCUGAGACAAUUUCCUCUCCUGGUCUGCGUUUCAGACUGGGUGCUGAUGUACACUGGGAUCAUUUGGCCAAAGAAUUGUGCUUCCUGUUAAUCAGUGGGCACUUGCGUCUGCCCAAUGCUCUUAAUUCAAUCUGAUUAUGUAUAGUGUUUUCCAAAACUAUCAAGAGUUGGCAACAUGAUUCCUUAGAGCAAAUUUAUAGCAGUAGGGUCAAAGCCAUUUGCUACCAACCAGGAGAUUACGGUACCAUACUUUACUAAUAUUUGGAUUCUGAUGGUUCAGUUUGAGACUUGAGACCUGUCUCAUAUUGCAUCGGCAGUAAAAUAGACAACCUAUAAAGCAACAGAGAGAGAAGCGUGUAACUUAAAGAAUGAACCCUAUUCCAUCUCUACCCGUGUUCCCUCCUUGAUGUGCUUUUUUUGCGGUGACGUCAUGCUGUUGUUACUCUUUCUAAUUUGAAACUGUCCUUUGUAUCUUUUCUGCUCAUUCGUGUCCUUCACAACAUGUUUGUGAUGAAUGCCUUUUUCUCUCCUGUGAUUUUUACUGACUUCGCCCCUUCCAUCUACAAACUCCUACUACAUCAUCUGGAAUGUUUUAGUUUUUUUUGCACUUGAACAGAUGAUGCAGCCUGAUUCAGAGACUGCCCCGGCACAGCCUUGAAGUAAACACCUGUUGGUGCCCUUUCUAAUAUGGUUUCAUAUCUGUUCAUUUCUCAAAUUACUCUUGGAAGUUCUCUGCUGGAGUCCCUAACACAUCGUAUUGAGAACUUUUAGUGGUCAGAAAAUAGGACGUGGAUUUGUUCCGAAGAGUAAAGAUAUUUAGACCUCUUGAUGAGGUAUAUACAUGUAUGUAUGUAUGUAAGGCUUUUUUUCUUUUUUUUUAGAGAAAACACCUGUGUAAACGUGUACUAUAUAAAUCUAUAUAUAUAUUCAUCAUUAACAUGAAAGAAAAGGGAGAGGUUUGUUACAUGGCCCUUUUCAAAGCAACCAGACAACAGUACCUUUAACAUCACACUUUGCACCAAAGUCACCUCCUGGCCACUUUCUGCUGGUCUUCUUCCGGAUCACAAGCAUAUCUGCCCUGUUUCUCUUUAUGAAAGAUUUGUGCCAUAAUAGCAGCAGGUGCUUUUAUAAAUGUCCAACAGGAAAAAAAAAUCCCUCGAGAUGUGCAUGGACAGUAAUAUUGGAAUUGUGUUGAUCAUUGUGUUAUUUCUCUCUAAUCCUGUAAAUAAUAUCUCUCCCUAUCAGACUGAAAUGAAUACGUAUUUACACUUUACAUGCAACAUGAGAGAUAUAUUUGUAUAAGGUAGAACACACAGAAAUCCUAAGGACCAACAAUCUGCCUGCAAUUGUUUCUAUCUGUAAUGCAUGGUUUUGACCACACAAGGGUGCUGUUUCCCUAUUGGGUGUAGGGGACCAGCAUUGGCGGUGAUUCACAUUAAAUCUAUCAGGACAUUGUUAA